Molecule: messenger RNA, 2149 nt
Organism: Carica papaya (papaya)
Lineage: Eukaryota; Viridiplantae; Streptophyta; Magnoliopsida; Brassicales; Caricaceae
Source: RefSeq, a predicted model, not a curated record
UCUCUCUCUCUCUUCAAGAACCAUUCUUGUUUUGACAAAACAAAAAACCCUUUGCUUUCUUUGCUUCUCAACAUCAAAUCCAAAUCCCAGAAACAAUUUCUUUCUUCACUUUCAUCCGUUUUCACAGAUCAAAACCAGCAAGAAGCACACACGCAGACAUAUGUAUAUAUAUAUGUGUGUGCGUGUUUGUUAGUUGGUGAUGAGCAGAAAGUGAAUUAAAGCAAGUAGUUUAAUUAUGGGUUGCUGAUCAUGAUUUGUGAAAACUAGUAUGUGCAGCUUCUUUGGAGUAGCUAUGGAGGAUUAUCAAGGAGACUUAACCGACAUAUUUCGAGCUAUUUCACAUGGAGUCAACACAAAUAUCCCUUCUCACGAUCAUGAUCAUGAUCAUAACUGGUUCGUUUCUGAUAAUCCUUUAAUGGAUUUCCCAUCUUCAACCCACAUCCUUGCCGAUAAUACCUCCUUCGGUGAUCCUUUCUUGAACAUGCGAGAUCCCCUUCUUCUCCAACACCCCGUGCCCGCCACUGCUCCUGCUCCUGCUCCUGCUUCUGACUACUUCUCCACCAUUGUUGAAGACGCAAGCUUUUCUGGCGGGAGCACUAGCACCAGCAGUAGUGUAAAUCUUGGUCAAAGUAUCUUGGAAGAUGAGAUGAAGGGUUCUUGUAGUGUUUUCUCCAGGAUUCAGAUCUCGUCCUGCAGUGAUGUUGGUAGUAAUCAGAUGGCAGAGGUGAUCGCCGGAGGUUCGCCGACGGGAAUUAAGCCGGCGGCGACAGGUGGUGGUGAGAUGAAUAAUGUUAAUGUAAAAUCUUGUUUGGUUGAUAACACCACUAGCUCUCUGCAGAUCUCGUCUCCGCGGAAUCUGGGCAUCAAGAGGAGGAAAAGUCAGGUAAAGAAGGUGGUUUGUAUCCCAGCACCAGCAGCUGCCAACAGCAGGUCUAGUGGAGAGGUGGUUCCAUCUGAUUUAUGGGCAUGGAGAAAGUAUGGUCAAAAACCCAUUAAAGGAUCUCCCUAUCCAAGGGGGUACUAUAGAUGCAGCUCGUCAAAGGGGUGUUCAGCUAGAAAACAAGUAGAGCGAAGCCGGACUGAUCCCAACAUGCUGGUGAUCACCUACACAUCUGAACAUAACCAUCCAUGGCCGACUCAGAGGAAUGCUCUUGCUGGCUCUACAAGAUCUCAGCCGUCCAAAACCAACAACUCAAAGACUUCAUCAUCAUCAUCAUCACCUCCGGAAAACAACAAGCAGCUGGAUCAGAUCUCCUCAUCGACCAAUGAUCUAAUCACUUCUUCUCCUGUUAAUCCUGGUGGUGGUGGAGGGAGUUGUUCAGCGACAACAAAUACUACUACUACUGCUUGUGUUAAGGAGGAAUUUGAGAUGGAUGAUGAUGAUCGUGAAAUUAGCCAACAUGGAGAUCAAGAUGAUCAGACGUUUAAUGAUAAGUCUUACAAGCCUGCACUACUACCAGAUCAUCACACUCACCAAGCUGGAGAUUAUCUUGUUGGGCUGGAUGAGUUAGAGUCUGACCCUCUUAAUCUCCUGCUCUCACAAGGAUUCAAUAAUGAUGAUGAUGAUGAUGAUGUUGAUGAUCCCCAGAAAGAUAACAAGAACAACAAGACAGUUGUGGAUCCAUUCAGUGAUCUCUUUGAUUGGGCUGUUGACAGCAACACCAACAACAACAGAACUUGUUUUGGACAACCCAAUAAUACAGGUUAAUAUUAUAUAUAUAUAUAAAACUGGGUUUGUGAAGUAGAGAUGAUCUGAUUAAAUUAAUACUUGAUUGGGGACAGCUUUUGUUGGGUUUUUGUUUUUUAUUUUAUUUUAUUUUGUUGGGCUUAGCGGAGAAGUAAGAUCAAGAAGAGAGAGUUAAAACUUAAAAUGAGACGAGUGCUGGUUGAUUGGGAACAGAUCAGUCCCACGUUCCUUUUGGAAUAAUAUUAGUGGAUGGGACAGAAAGCUGAGGAACAGAAGGUUUCAACAGUGGAAGAGCAAGUACAUCCAUCAGAGACAUGACUGGAAAGCUCAGUGAAAGUGAAGUGAAGUGAGGUGAUCAAGAUCAUCAUCUUUAUAUACAUUAUCAUUAAUUAUUAUAUGUUUAUCUCACAUCAGAUGGGACUUGCCUCUUCAUCUUCAUCUUCAUCUUCAUCUUUAUCUUCA